GCAACAAAAAGUACAGAGGAAGAGAGAGAGAGAGAGAGAGAGAGAGAGAGAGAGAGCCAUGAAAGUCACAAGCCAAGAUGAAUCCGAUUACGAGAGCAGCAGUUCUUCGAUCACGGUGCCGGAGUCGGGUCACAGCUUUAUCAGUGACCUUAGCUGCCGGAGCUCAGUCUCCGCCUGUUCCAACGCCGACAACAACCUCUACGGUGGUGGUGGUCAGAAACCACACAAAGCAAACCAAGCUGCCUGGGAGGCUAUGAAACGCCUUAGGGGAGAGAAAGGCCGAGUAGGGCUCGAACAUUUUCGUCUAAUCCGCCGACUCGGCAGUGGCGACAUCGGCAAUGUCUACCUCUGCCAACUCCGAAGCCCAGCUGUGGGUUUGCCAGAGAGCUUGUACGCCAUGAAGGUGGUGGAUAGAGAAGCACUUGCGUUCAGGAAGAAGCUUCAGAGGGCAGACAUUGAGAAGGAGAUAUUGGGUAUCCUUGACCACCCUUUUCUCCCCACUCUCUAUGCCGAGUUCAACGCUUCUCACUACUCUUGUCUUGUAAUGGAGUUCUGCCCUGGAGGUGACCUCCACGCCGCCCGACAACGCCAGCCAGGGAAGCGCUUUAGUAUCUCAUCAGCCAAGUUUUAUGCAGCAGAGACCCUAUUAGCUAUGGAGUAUCUGCAUAUGAUGGGUGUUGUUUACAGAGACCUUAAGCCAGAGAAUGUGUUAGUUAGAGAAGAUGGGCAUAUCAUGCUCUCUGACUUUGAUCUCUCCCUCAAGUGUGAUGUUGUCCCAAAGCUACUCAAAACCAAGCUUGACCCUCAAGAAUACUCUCAGGACAAGGAGGAGAAGUGUUCUCUCCCCUCAUGUGCAACACCCAUGCACCCUGUAAUUUCUUGUUUCUCAUCUCCUAGCAAGAAGAACAAGGAGGGCAUUGUGACCAUGGAAAGGACACAAGUUGAUUUGCAAGACACUGAAACAGAAUUGGUGGCAGAACCCAUCAAUGCUAGAUCUAAGUCAUUUGUUGGAACUCAUGAGUACUUGGCACCAGAAGUGAUCUCAGGAUCUGGCCAUGGAAGUGCUGUGGAUUGGUGGACUCUUGGGGUGUUCUUGUAUGAGCUGUUGUAUGGCAAAACACCCUUUUUAGGUGAAAACAAUGAGAAGACCCUCAUCAAUAUCAUUAAACAGCCAUUAACCUUCCCUAGAAUUGGUGUUAGUAGUAGUAAAGAGUUUGAAGAAAUGGUGAAGUUUCAAGACCUUAUAAGCAAGCUUUUAGUGAAGAACCCAAAAAAGAGGCUUGGAAGCUCCAUGGGCUCUGUUGAGAUCAAAAGGCAUGAGUUCUUCAAGGGUGUCAAUUGGGCUUUAAUUAGAUCAGUCAGGCCUCCAGAGGUCCCUAAAGACAUACUGAAGAUCAAGAGCAAAGCUUCCAUACUUACUAAGUUAACCAAGAAAGAAAGAGAUGCUACUUAUCAGAUCCCUCACCAUUUCGACUACUUCUAAUUAUGUAUAGAGAUAAUUAAAUUAAUCAAUAGAUAGGAAGAAGCAAAGAACCCUUCUUGUGUUA
Messenger RNA from Telopea speciosissima, 1547 nucleotides. RefSeq names its product protein kinase PINOID 2. Gene Ontology annotation, cellular component: nucleus; cytoplasm; plasma membrane. The record is from RefSeq and is a predicted model, not a curated record. Gene Ontology annotation, biological process: protein phosphorylation. Gene Ontology annotation, molecular function: protein serine/threonine kinase activity; ATP binding. The transcript has 2 exons. NCBI's taxonomy places the organism in Eukaryota, Viridiplantae, Streptophyta, Magnoliopsida, Proteales, Proteaceae. The coding region runs from base 59 to 1483 and encodes 474 amino acids.